Molecule: messenger RNA, 1908 nt
Organism: Phaedon cochleariae (mustard beetle)
Lineage: Eukaryota; Metazoa; Arthropoda; Insecta; Coleoptera; Chrysomelidae
Source: the annotation of a GenBank genome assembly
CGGUGAUAAGUGUGUGGUGUAACACCUACCUAGUGCAGCUCUCUCGUGUGAUAUAUUUUGAGCAUCGAGUCUGUGCGAUAUAACGAAAAUCAUCUCGCAGCCGAGAUUCAAAACCAAAAACGGCGUUACGUAAAGUGACAUCGUUCUUUACUGGACUUUCAAACAAUAAAAAGAUCAAUAGAACAGAAUAACUUAUAGGCUACGAAAUGACCGAUACAAAUAGAAACGUGGUUGACGCUUUUAAGGACCUCUUGCGCCAUCUAGCGGAUGAUAGGAGAUACGAAGACGCGACGCAGCAGUUUUCUCUAUUGAAAACAAACGGCGACCGUGUACAGUUCGUCCACGGGCUACUAGAUGGUUAUAUGCUUUUCCCGGCUUUUUUAACGGACAAAAAGAGUGACGCUAUUGCUUUUGCUUUACGACAAAGAGGAAAUGAAAUGUUCAAACGGAGGAAUAAUAAAUUAGCGUUGGAUUUGUAUACAGAGAGUUUAUGUUAUGCUGAAAAAGAAUCAGAAAAUAAGUCUUUGGCUUUUGCUAACAGAUCAGCGGUUUUAUUCGAAAAGGAAAUGUAUACGGAGUGUUUGAUGGAUAUUGAAAGAGCUUUGAAUCACAAUUAUCCAGACCAUUUGAAACCAAAACUGCUGAAUAGGCGUGAAAAAGCAGAGCUCCUAGAAACAACACAAGCCAAUCUACAGUAUCAUCAACCGUUACCAGAAAUUCCAGAAGAUUCCAGGAAUAGCCAUAUCGACUGCGCUAGCAAAUCGAUCUGUAUAGAAUCCACCAAAGAAAAAGGCAGACACAUAAUUGCUACUUCUGAUAUCCACAUAGGCGAUAUCAUAGCAAUAGAAAACCCAUUUUGCUGCAUGCUAAUCAACGAACCGUUCUGUCACUGCCACGAAUGUCUCAGACUCUGCUACAAUCUGAUACCUUGUGGGUACUGCACUCAAACUUUAUAUUGCAGUGAAGAUUGCCGAGAAAAUGCACAACUUUAUCACCAAUACGAGUGCAAAAUUUUGAAGACACUCAAGGCUUUGCAACUAGACAAGAUGAAGCUACUGCCUCUCAAACUUGCUCUAGUUGCUAAACAAAAUUACAAACAGAUAGGAGAGUGGAAGCUAGAUGCCUCAGAUGCCAAGGAAGAGAAAUACCACUCUGAUAGAUACAAAGAAGUGCAUCAUUUAGUGGGUAAUACAGAAAGCAGGUCUGUAGCUGACUUAUUCGCAAGGGCAACAACUGGUGCCAUAAUUUACCAACUGGUGAAGGUGCAUACAAACUUUUUCGAAGGAGAAGAAGAAGAAAGUAUUUUCCGGGAGCUGAUUUUGUUGCAUCUGCAAACUGCUGCGUGCAAUUUUCAUGAGGUAUCAGAGUUUGUUGAGAAGGAUAGCGAGAUAAGUCAGGAGGAGAUAGGUGCUGGAGCAUAUUCCUUUUUGAGUUUGUUCAAUCACAGCUGCAGUCCCAACGUCGUUAGGCACUGUUAUGGACCUAUUAUCGUCCUCAGGGCUAUUGAAAAUAUCAAGAAAGGAGAGGAGUGUUACGACAACUAUGGCUAUCACUACGCAUUGAUGUCCAAACCGGAACGACGUAUCAACUUGAAACAGCAGUACUUCUUUGAAUGCAGCUGCACAGUCUGCUUGGACGACUGGCCACUGUUGGAGCACUUGCCCAUAGUAAAAACGGAUAUUGGGAUAGACGAAGAAGAUUUGUCGCUUCUACGCAAAGGCGAUUUGAAGUGCAGCAGAAGAGUUUUAAGGGAGAUUUUGCCUAGGAUGGGGGAACUGGAGGAACUGAGGCCUAACAGGAAUCAUGCUGAGAUGCAAGAGGUGGUCAAGCAAUGUUUUGCUUGUUUUGGGAAUGUAAGAAGAACAUUUUGAUGAAAUAAAUUAUGCGAUUGAGAAUCAUCAGUUUUCC